Messenger RNA from Ceraceosorus guamensis, 2696 nucleotides. RefSeq lists its product as hypothetical. The record is from RefSeq and is a predicted model, not a curated record. The coding region runs from base 196 to 2364 and encodes 722 amino acids. The transcript has 2 exons. NCBI's taxonomy places the organism in Eukaryota, Fungi, Basidiomycota, Exobasidiomycetes, Ceraceosorales, Ceraceosoraceae.
GGUGCGCGCGACGCGGGCCAGUCGUGAGUCUGAUAUGGUUGUAACGGCUAAUUAGCGUGCCAACAUAAGGGUCAGGCUCCGUCACUGCGCCUCUUCCCAUCUCCACAUGCAACAUCACAUCUCCCGGCUUCGGGUGUAUGAAUAGUGGAUUCAUUGGACUGUGGAGCCAAGCGCUGUGUGCUCACACACUUCAACAUGGCUCAACCCCAAGCCAAGAGGAAGGUGAUGGGUAGGAUAGACCUGAGUCAUGAAACUUCGUCACCAUCAUCUUCGCACGCCAGCAGCCUGCCAUCAUCCAGGCCUACAUCCUCCUACGGAGCUCCUCGCGCUGCCAUCUCCCACGGCAUCGCAUCUCCACCCACGGCAUCCACUGCUUCCUCACCAAGCGCCACCGUUCGCAAGACUCCCACCGGAAAUGUGAGGGCUCGUGUGGAUAUGAGCACCUUGCUCGGUCCCGGCGCAAUUGCCAUGUCACCUCCUGCGCCCAGCGUCGAAUCGCAGCCCACAUUGAGACGUCUGGGCUCGGCGGCAUCUUCUACCAUCAGCGCUGGCCCCUCUUCUCGAAGCGCUCCUAUUGCAUCGCCACAUCCACCCCUUGCUUCGACGAGUCGAGCAGCACUCAGUUCUCCUGGUGUUGCGGCCGCACCUCCAGUAGUCCGCGCCUCUAUGCAGAUUGUCAUGCCAUCGACUGCGUCUGGCGAACAGAGUCCGUCAUACAUCACGCAGCGAAAAGAUCGGCGCAGGGCAGGUAAUCGCAGCUUUGAUGCGUCCUCCUCUUCUCCCAUCGCCAGCGCAACCCCGCUGCCAAAUACCGUCAUCACGCCAACCCAAUAUCCCGCCGCAAGGCAACCUCAAGACGAUAGACCAACGCUGCGCACCCACACCAGAGCCGCCACCGCCCUAGCUUCGCCGGCCAAGUCCAGCACGAGCAGCGUUUCGUCUCGCAUAGGAGCUGAUGGUAGGCCGAAACCGAUUGCACGCAGUCGCACCCCUUCGCCAGGACCAGAUCAGCGUUUGCAAGCUGGCCCGCUAGCUGCUCCCGAGGCGAGGCUCGGAACUGCACCGGACACCUUAGGGCGAAGGAGCUCAGCGACACUUGCUCCUCCAUACACCUCUCCGGCUUCCUCGCCUGGCGUGUCCCAGUACGCUGGCCAGUCUCGCAGCUUUGACUUUCCUGCCGAGCCUACCAGCGCAAACUCUUCCAGCGGAUCUUCUGCGAUGCCAUAUUCGCCGCUGAGGAGCCCGACUGGGCUUCCCGGGCCCAAUCCUCCCUUUGCCAGCUACCGACCUGAGCUGCAUAUACGUGGUUUGAGCAACAAUGCUGCUACACAGCCCUUAAGAUUAGAAGAGUCUCGCGAAGCGUGGAGCGCGAAUCAACACUCCAACGGGAGCGCGCUGUCCGCGAACACGUUCGAGCCUGCCGCGUCAAGCGCUUCAGGCUCCGCUGGCUUCUCAGCGCGCUUUGCUCACAUGGCGACCAAAGACUCUACGAAUGGAACACCUUUUGCCAGUCUGAUCGAGACGGGGCUACUGUCACCAGCCACGGAGCAACCGCUUGGUCUCACGCCAGCUCAGGCAUACGAAGCGGCGGAAGCUAGGGUGCGAAGGAGGUUAGAAGAUUUGGAGAUUACAAAUAAGAGCUUGUUGAGCAUCAACGAGGGGCUAGAAAAGACGCGAUUGAAGCAGGCAAAGGAAAUCAGGGACUAUAAGAGACGUUUGAGGGGAGAGGGAAGAUACAGCGUCUUACCAGGAGCCAUGGAUGGGCUUGAAGGGGCAGACGCUGCUGGACUAGACUUUGCGCCGACAGCACUGUCAGACGAGGAUGAGGAGGAUGAGGGCGAGGAUGCGCUGCGUAGAGAUGAAGCCGAGCUGGAUGCCACGUUUUCUCGAUGCAAUGGCGUCCUUGCGCAGAUGCUCGCUCGAGGUCGAGCUGCUCUGACUGAGAUCAAGGUGGAACACGAAUCGCUGAGCGGAGGUGGACGCGUUCUGCACCCGAUAGAGAUGGCAGAGAUGGAGCAGCUUAGGCGCAAGAGGCACGCGGAAGCGGUCGAGGAAACUCCAGACCGCAGCCGCGCGAGCGAUGUGGGUCACAGUCCAGCUUUGGAUGCCCAGGAUCAUUAUACAGGCAGAGAUGGGACAGAUACGAGUCUGCUGACGGCGUCUGAUCAGAGCCUGUUGACGGGUAAUAGCUCACCAUCCGAAGCUGCAACGGCUAUCCCAAGUCACAACGCCGAGCAUCAGGACACGCCGGUGCUGGAUUCUGCCGACUCUUCGUUUGUGUCAUCGGAUGGAGAAGAAGGCACGUCUGAUAGCGCAGAAGGCGCGCCUGAAUUCGUACUGGAUCCUGACGCAUCCAUCGAUUAGACGACCUGAGACUCGCCAGUGUGCCAGCGGUCCGGCACAUGGACACUCUCCCCUGGGCGAUCAUGCACUCCACAGGUCUGCCUUCGAUCACUUCUGUUGUCUUCUUCCGAUUUCACACCGAGACUUAAUCGGCCGCCUCACCCAACGCAGCUGAUCUUUUUCGGCGCGUAUACCCCUGGCUGCCUAACAUCUUGUCGCACUUCUCGCCCUUUACGCUCAGGCACAUCUGUAUUCUUGCCAUUCCAUCGCAUACAUGUACCCCUACUUCCAUUCUAGUACAGUUCUAUCGUGCUGUCAAACAUUUGCAAUGUUUGCAAGGUUCGUGAGGGUAA